This is a messenger RNA of Hippopotamus amphibius kiboko, 2584 nucleotides long. RefSeq names its product divergent protein kinase domain 1C (gene DIPK1C). The transcript is spliced from 8 exons. The coding region runs from base 1 to 2487 and encodes 828 amino acids. NCBI's taxonomy places the organism in Eukaryota, Metazoa, Chordata, Mammalia, Artiodactyla, Hippopotamidae. The record is from RefSeq and is a predicted model, not a curated record.
AUGGGGCCAGUUUUAUAUGCCCUGGUGAACCCCAUUUAUGAGGCUCUGAGCGCCCCGUCCCGCCCUGCCCUGAUUCAAGGCACACGUCAGACUGCACAAACCCGCGUAAACACCGCGGGCACGGCGGAGGCAACCUCUGGCUUGCCCAAUCUAGACCUUCAAGCCAAACACACAGUUCUACAGACACGCUCCCGGCCAUGCACCGGGGAGGACGAAGGCCUGGGUGGAAGCGGCCGGUCCCCGAGUGGGCACCAGGGGCCCGUGCCGGCGGCGGGGGCGGCUCGCAGGCCCCGCCUGCGAGGCCCGGGGUCCCGAGGACGCGGCGCAGGCUGCCUCGGAGCGGCCGGCCGCGCCCUCCCGGCCCUCCGCGCGGACGGGGCCGCCCCGCGACGCCAGCCUCACGCCUCCGCCGAGCGCUCUGCGGGCAGAGCCGGGCCUCCGCUCUCCGCGGCCGCGCCGGGCAGGGGCGACAGGCCGGCGCGCGUCCUCCCCGCCGCCCCAGAGCCCGGGCCCCCGAGCGCGCCGCAUGGUCGCCCGGACGCCCCGCUGUCCCGUCAGGCCGGCCCCGCGCGGCGCGGGCCUGCGCCCCCGGCCCCCGCCAUCCGCGCCCCCCCGGCCUCCGCUCCGCUCCCGCCGCCCUCCGGGGCCUCCCCGCCCGGCGGCGCGCGAAGGCCGCUCACCCGCGCGUCGCUGCGGCGCCGCUUCCGCACCACGUGCCCCGGCCACGCCCCCACCGCCGCCCCGCCCACUCACCCACCCCCGACCUCGCGCGGAGAGCGGGCGUCGCCCCGCCCCCGUCGCCGUGCAGUCCGCCAAUUCCGGGCCUGGCUGGAGACGGCGUCGCCCCGCCCCGCCGUCGCCCCGCCCCUCCAUUGCGCGAUACGGGGGCGGUACGGGGGCGGGGCUGAGGCCGGGAGGCGGGGCUCCGGAGCCGCUGUCCGGGGGAGCUCCCUCCGUCCCCGGCUUGGUGCCCCCUCGGCCUUCCCCGCCGCUGCUGCUGCGAGGGGAGGCAUCUUCGUGUUCAAUGUCCAGAUGGUACUUUCAUCCAAGAACCUGGAGGUGCCACCUUGGGCAGAGAAGCGUGAGUACGCAGGACGGGCCGGGCGCCCGCGACCCGGUGCCCUCCCCUCCCCUCCUCUCGCGCUGCCCCUCCCCCGCGCGGCGGCCGAGCCGCGGAGCCCAGACGCGAGCGCGGGGCGCCGGGCGCGGGGCGGGCACGGGCGCGGCGGGCUGGCCAUGGCGCGGGCGCGGACGGCGGGCGCGCGGGGCCGGCGCGGGCGCUGCGGGCUGCGCGGGCGCUGCGGGCGGGGCACGCUGCUGGCCUGCGCCGCGUGGACCGCAGGCUGGGUGCUGGCGGCCGCGCUGCUGCUCCGCGCGCACCCGGGCGUCCUCUCCGAGCGCUGCACCGACGAGAAGAGCCGGCGCAUCCUGGCCGCGCUGUGCCAGGACUACCGGGGCGGCGCGCUCGGGGGAGACCUGUGCGAGGACCUGUGCGUGGCGGGGCGGCUGCGGUACCGGCGCUGCCUGUACUACGAGCGGGGCAAGAAGGUGCUGCAGGCCGACUGGCGCGGCCGGCCCGUGGUCCUCAAGUCCAAGCAGGAGGCCUUCCCCAGCCUCCCGCCGCUCGGCCUCCCGGACGAGCAGCCCGAGGCCGGCGGCCAGGACGUCCCGGAGGCGGAGCUGCUGCUGCUGGCGGCCGGGGAGGUCAGGAGCGCGCUGGGCCUGGAGCCGCCGGCGGGCGGCCUGGGGCGGCUGGGGCUGGGGCUGGGGCGGCGGGGCCCCCGGCGGCGGGGCCAGCUGGCCAGCCUGUGGGCGCUGCUGCAGCAGGAGGAGUUCGUCCUGCUCAGCCUGCUGCGAGGCCGCAGCCCGCACGCGCCGCCCGUGCUGGGCUCGUGCGGCCACUUCUACGCGGUGGAGCACCUGGCGGCCGGCAGCCCGCGCCACCGGGCCCUCUUCCCCCUGGACGGCGCGGCCCGCGGGGGCCGCGGCCGGGCGCGCGCGCUCAGCGGCGUGGCGCUCAGCUUCCUGGACAUGGUCCGCCACUUCGAGCACGACUUCUCCCACCGCCUGCACCUCUGCGACGUCAAGCCCGAGAACUUCGCCAUCAGGAGCGACUUCACGGUGGUGGCUAUUGACGUGGACAUGGCCUUUUUUGAGCCUAAAAUGAGGGAAAUUCUUGAGCAGAACUGCACGGGAGAUGAAGACUGCAAUUUCUUUGACUGUUUUUCAAAGUGUGAUUUGCGAGUGCACAGGUGUGGAGCCCAGAGAACCAACAGCAACCUGCAGGUCGUCUGCGACAAGAUAUUCCGCCACUGGUUCUCCUCGGCCCGCGGCGGCCCCGCCGUGUCGGCCCCGCUGCGGCGGCAGCUGCGGGCGGCGGUGCUCGAGUGCGCGGCCCCGGGGGCCCCGGGCGCGGCGCCCCGCGUGCUCGCCAAGCUGCGGCGCCUGCUGCAGGCCGCGAUGCGGGAGCUGCGGGAGGACCCGUAGCAGCCGCGGCCCCCGCGCCCACGGCGCCGCUCCGUCCCGCAGCCGCCUCCGCCCUCCGCUGCCAAGACCCCAUCCUGGCCUCGGCCCGCGUCCGCCC